ACUUAUGCACCUUGUCCAAAGCUUCCCUGCUGCUCACGCGCCAUGGUCUCGGCAUUGCAACCCCAGCUGCCACCGCUACACCAAGGCGUAGGCGGCUGGCCAGUGGUGCCUCGUUGCGACGCCUUUUGCGGAGGAUUCCUCCGUAUGCGGGGUGCCAUAGUGCGAUGGAUCGGAGAACCUGGAGAAACCCCAGUAACGCGCGCCUGGGCUGCCCUUUUGGCGCGUGCGCUCUGCAAAUCUACCCCAGAGUGGGAACCCGCACAUGUGGUAUAAGAGUGUGCGCACCCGCCUUCUUGGGCUCUACAGCUGGAGUUGCGUGACCUCGUUCAUCGCAAGUUCUCGAGUGUGUCCCGCUCGCUCGUCGACAUAUCCACCUCCCCUCUGCAACACAGUCUCUCUGGAAGCUUCUCGACACAAUGUGGAACCCCUGGAGAGAAAACUUGAAAGACACGCCAAAGGAGUCCCUUAACUGGAGACUAUGGUUUGGCGUCUUUGUCUUCGGAUUGAUGGGCGCCGCGCGAGGUAUUGAUGAAGGUCUCAUCGGCACCACCGCAGAGCUCGAUCCCUUUAUCCAGAAGUUUGGGUUAGAUGACCCAAACAAGACUAAGCACCAGAAAGCCGAACUUUUGUCCAACAUCACAUCGAUGGUACAGAUGGGUUCGAUUCUGGGCGCUCUUGUCGCAUUCUUGGUGACCGAUAAAAUUGGACGUCUUUGGGCAACGCGCCAGCUUUGCGCCAUCUGGGUCAUUGGAAUCACAAUCUUCCUAGCCAGCGCAUCGACGGGCAGUCUCGGGAUGGUCUAUGCGGGGCGAUUCAUCGCUGGUGUCGGCAUCGGACAGACUACCGUUGUGGCUCCUACAUACUUGGCAGAGACUGCACCCAGGGCUAUUCGUGGUCUCUGUGUGACUGCAUUCUCUGGCGCUGUCUAUCUUGGCAUCAUGUUGGCCUACUUCGCUUCGUGGGGCUCAUCGAUUCACAUCUCAAGCAAGACGGACGCGCAGUGGCUGGUGCCCAACAGCAUGCACCUCAUGUUCGCCGGCAUCAUCUUCACGCUCUCAUUCUUCGCCAAAGAAUCGCCGCGUUGGCUCAUCAAGGUUGGACGUCAUGAGGAAGCUCUCCAGAACUUGAUGCAGCUUCGUAAUCUUCCAGCCGACCACCCGUACAUUCUCGCGGAGGUUUUCGACAUCAACGACCAGUUGAACCGCGAGAGGGAGGCGACCAAGGGCACCACAUGGCUUGGUCCCGUCCGCGAAUUGUUCUCCAGCAAGGCAAACCUUUACCGCAUCCAACUCAGUGUCUUCUCGCAGCUGCUCGGCCAAUGGAGUGGUGCCAAUUCCAUCACAAUCUACGCGCCCCAGUACUUUGCAAUGAUGGGCACGACCGGCCAAAAUGAGAAGCUCUUUGCAACCGCCAUCUUCGGUCUCGUCAAGCUCAUUUCGUCUUUGCUCUGCGCGUUUGUACUUAUCGACUACAUCGGCCGCAAGCGCGCUCUCUCCAGCGGCAUCACACUCCAGCUCAUCGCCAUGCUCUACAUGGCCAUCUUCCUCUUCAUCGACAAGAGCGUCGCCGUCAAGGGCGCUCCCCAGUCUGCCAGCAUGAAGAGUGCCGCGAAGGGCGCCAUCUUCUUCAUCUACGUAUCCGGCUUCGGAUGGGCCCUCGGCUGGAACAGCAUCCAGUACCUCAUCAACUCCGAGAUCUACCCGCUGCGCCUGCGUGCCUUGGGCGGCAGUUUCGCCAUGACUUUCCACUUUGUCAACCAGUACGGCAACUCGAAGGCUGUCCCGCUCAUGUUCAUUGCUAUGACGCAUGGCGGCACCAUGUUGUUCUUCAGCAUUGUCACGGCUAUCGGUCUUGCUUGGGUGUGGUUCUUCCUGCCCGAGACUACUGGAAAGAGUCUCGAGGCUAUGGACGAGUUGUUCAACCUGCCCUGGUACCUUAUUGGACGCAAGGGCGCCCAGAUGACGAAGGGCACCGGUGGAAUGUCCGAGGUUCUGGAUACGGAGGGCGAGAAGGCGGUUGGUGUGCAGAUGGAGGAAGUUCCAGGCGCAAGCAGGAACAGGAGUGUGGAUCAAAGGGUUUAAGCGACAGGAUAUACUCUGAGGUGGAAGAAGUGGAAAUUGAACAAAUCAAAUCAAAUCACGGCCGUCAUGAGAUGGGAAAGAAUUGAAUCUUUUGUAAGAAAAUGUCAAUUGAUGAUCACUGCCCAGGUCCGU
Messenger RNA from Paraphaeosphaeria sporulosa, 2213 nucleotides. RefSeq names its product MFS quinate transporter-like protein. The transcript has 3 exons. Gene Ontology annotation, cellular component: membrane. The coding region runs from base 417 to 2081 and encodes 554 amino acids. NCBI's taxonomy places the organism in Eukaryota, Fungi, Ascomycota, Dothideomycetes, Pleosporales, Didymosphaeriaceae. Gene Ontology annotation, molecular function: carbohydrate:proton symporter activity. The record is from RefSeq and is a predicted model, not a curated record. Gene Ontology annotation, biological process: carbohydrate transport; transmembrane transport.